Messenger RNA from Diplodia corticola, 1755 nucleotides. RefSeq names its product pyruvate decarboxylase. NCBI's taxonomy places the organism in Eukaryota, Fungi, Ascomycota, Dothideomycetes, Botryosphaeriales, Botryosphaeriaceae. The transcript has a single exon. The record is from RefSeq and is a predicted model, not a curated record. Gene Ontology annotation, molecular function: thiamine pyrophosphate binding; carboxy-lyase activity; magnesium ion binding. The coding region runs from base 1 to 1755 and encodes 584 amino acids.
AUGGACCAUCAAGUCGACCUAGCACAAUACCUUUUCACACGCCUUGCCGAAAUCGGCGUUGGCUCUGUCCACGGAGUCCCUGGAGACUACAAUCUCACGGCAUUGGAUUACCUUGAACCAGCCGGUCUUCACUGGGUCGGAAACGCCAACGAACUCAACGCCGGCUACGCUGCGGACGGAUAUGCCCGAAUCAAGGGCAUCGCCGCUCUAGCCACCUCCUUCGGCGUUGGCGAGCUCUCCACAAUCAACGCCAUCGGGGCCGCCUACGCCGAGAAGGCCGCCGUGGUACACAUUGUCGGGACGCCUCCACGCGCUUCUCGGAACGCGGGUGCAUGCCUGCAUCACUCGCUGGGCGACGGCAACUUCAGGGUCUUUGCCGACAUGUACAAGGCCGUCACGGUGGCCCAAGCCAAUCUCACCGACGCGAACACGGCGGCUCAGCUCAUCGAUGCGGCGCUGAAGGAAUGCCUUUUGCAAAGCCGCCCAGUUUACAUCGAGAUGCCGACGGAUAUGGUUACCGCGAAAGUGGCACCGCCUGCGUCACCGCUCGAUCUCUCCAUCCCAGGCCAUGACGAAGCCUUCGAAGACCGAAUGGUUGGAGAGGUCCUUACCAGGAUGUUGAGCGCAAAGAGGCCCUUGAUACUCGUCGACGGCUUCACCGCGCGCUUCGACAUCCGGGACGAAGUGAACGAGCUGGUGGCGGUGACGAAAUUCCCGACGUUGACCACGCCGUUCGGAAAAAGCAUCGUGCAAGAAACACUGCCCAACUUCCACGGCAUCUUCUCCGGACUCGCUGGCGACCCAGCCCAGCAAAAAUGGGUCCAAGACUGCGACCUGGUCCUCCGCUUCGGCCCCCUCGACUCCGACUUCAACACCUUCGGCUUCACCGCCCAGCCAAACCCCCAAGUCACCAUAACCUUCGAACGGCACUCGAUCCAGCUCCGCCCCACCGAAACCUCCCUCCCCACCUCCUCCCCCAAACCGCCCUCCAUAUCCACCAAAUCGCUCCUCCAAAAGCUCCUCAAGCAGCUCAGCGCCCCCGCGAUCCAGCUCCCCACCCCACACCCCUUCCUCGCCAGCGCAGCGGCGGCGCCGCAAGCCCUCCCACCCCCACCGCCCAGCUCCUCGCCCAUCACCCACCGCGCCUUCUGGCCGCGCCUCUCGGCCUUCCUCCGGCCCGCCGACGUGCUCCUCACCGAAACCGGCACCUGCACCUACGGCGGACAGACGCUCGGGCCGCUACCGCCAUCCACCACCCUCAUCAACUCCGCGAUCUGGCUGAGCAUCGGCUACGCGCUGGCGGCGGCGCAGGGCGCCGCGCUGGCGCAGCGCGACGGCGACCGGCGCGGCCGCACGAUCGUGUUCGAGGGCGAGGGCAGCUUCCAGAUGACGGCGCAGGCGGUCAGCGACGUGGUGCGGAACAGGUUGGAUGUCGUGGUGUUUGUGGUGAAUAACGAUGGGUAUGCGGUGGAAAGGCUGAUUCACGGGUUCGGCGCGGGGUACAACGAGGUGCAGCCGUGGAGGUAUGGGGAGGCGGCGGGGUUUUUUGGGGCGCCCGUGGGGGAGGCGGGGUAUCCGGUGAGGGUGAGGAGGGCGGAGACGUGGGGGGAGUUGGAGGAGGUGUUGGGCGAGGAGGGGGUGGGCGAGGGGAAGGGGCUGGUUGUGGUGGAGGUGAUUAUGGGGGUGGCGGAUGCGCCGGAGGCUUUCAUUAAGUUUGCGGAGUAUAUUGAGAGGAGGAAUAAGGGAGGGGUGUGA